AUGACACAAUCACCUUCAUCAAAUCAGGGUGGUAAUGACAAGAGCAAAAACUUUCCCAGCCGUAUCAAAAGCUUUUUCAUCAAGUCAUCUUCUCCAACUAGUCCCAACAAUUCCUUACAACCGAGAAUUUCAUCACCCAACUCUCCAAAUCUUCCCAAAACUGCAAGUUCCAACACUCUUCCUAUUCAUAUUCAUAAUAAUAACAAUAAUAUCGAGAACUCUCCAUCAUUCACCAGAAAGAGUAGUGCUAGCAAUGAAAUAUCAUCAGUAUUAUCUUCCUCUCCACUUGUUAAUUCCCCAUCAUUAAAUUCAUCGUCGAAUAUCAAUAAUAUUCGGCAUAGUAACAAUCAAUUUUUGAUGGUUUCUCCAUCAUUGAAUAAUAAUAAUAAUAUUUCUCCACCUAAUAAUAAUAAUAAUUCUAAUAAUUAUUAUUCAACAACAACGGGAACAACAACUUCAAACACUACAUCAUCUAACGAGGCAAUUUCCCCAAAUACCAAUAAUGGUGGUAGUGCUGCUGCUACUAGUGGAGGAGGACAACAACAAAACGACAACAACAACAACAAUAUUCAGCAGCAUCAACUCGAGCCAAUUGUUUUUGAUUCGCCAAACUCACCUCCAAAUCACAGUAAAAACAACGGGUCGUUUUUGGCGGGAGAAUUUGAUAAGAAAAAAAAUCAUCAUGAGCCUACAGUUUCAUCCUCAUCCAAUUAUACGACCACUUCGACAUCAAAUUCUAUCGGAAGUGGUGGAGGUGGUAGUAGAAGAAUGGAUAGUACAGUAUCGGAUAUUGUUGUUGGAGGACAUAUUUUGUCAAGUUCAGUGAUGAAUAGUGAUUUGAUGCAAUAUGAUUUGAAUUUUAAUGAGGGAGGAUCAAGAAAAACAUUUGAUUUUCAUAACAUGACAGCAAAUUCGACACUGGGUAGCCUUCCUCCUGGAGGAUUUUUACAUGGUGCUUCGAAUAGUCAAACUAAUUUUGGAAGUGUAAGAGAUUCUAAUGCAAUACUUUCGGAGAGUAUGUUGGAUAGACAUCUAUUGGAUGUCCAUCAUCAAGAUGGUAUGUUCAUCAAUUAUCUUACUUGA
This is a messenger RNA of Naegleria gruberi, 1083 nucleotides long. RefSeq lists its product as uncharacterized. The record is from RefSeq and is a predicted model, not a curated record. NCBI's taxonomy places the organism in Eukaryota, Heterolobosea, Eutetramitea, Acrasida, Naegleriidae. The transcript has a single exon. The coding region runs from base 1 to 1083 and encodes 360 amino acids.